CAUAAUGUGAGUCAGUGCCUGACAGCCAGUGACACAAUAAGGGCGCGUGUAUUCGCAGAAGCGGAUAUGACUACACUUUGAGGAGGGAUUUCUCGAGAAGCCCAUUCGUGUUCAGUGAGCUAGGGUGGUGUCGACCUUUCACUCAGUCAGCGCCGGACGCAGCAACGAACAGGUCGCAGAGACCACCACGAGAAGAGAAGCGGUCAGGUUACCGUGGGCCUUUUCUCUCUACUUCGGGAGACGUUGUAGCAGGGGCCGUAAGAAGAUCUCUACGACCCCGGCGUACAAUGCUUGACUCUCUCACCAUAGCUACCAGUACUACCGACGUAGAAACGACAGGAACGACCAAGAUGACUGUAGGCUCAGCGCCCAAUGGUGUUCUCGUCGCCAAAAGGAGAAGUAGCUACUUUGACCUACGGCGGCUAGCCAACACUAUAGCAACACUGGAGGCCUGUGGAUGGUAUUGGGGCGCACUGACGGCUGGACAAUCCAAGGCCGUACUCAGGACUAAAGAAGACGGUGCAUUCCUGGUCCGGGACAGCGAGAACUCGGCUCAUCUCUUCAGCUUGAGUGUCAAAACUCCCCGGGGACCGACCAGUGUCAGGAUACACUACACCGAGGACGGGAAAUUCAGACUAGACUCGGACAAAAAAUCCGACACGCCAGAAUUCGACUGCGUGGUGAAAUUAGUGGACUACUAUGUGAAGCAGUCGGAGGAGGAAAACGCGCAACAUUUCUGGUUGGAGCCGAACGGGAGACGCGAGGUACCGGUCAAACUGGCCCGGCCGCUCAGAGGGAAGGUCCCCCCGCUGCAACACCUGUGCCGUACGGUGAUUCACAAGCAGACUUCCGAGGGAGAACAGGACAAACUUCCGCUACCGAAACCCCUCAAGAGCUUCCUGGCGGAGUACCCUUAUCGACUGUGAUAGAUUAUCGUGUGAACACUAUGGACUUUGCCACUCAAGUAUGAAAGGACUACUUUCAGAGACAAAUAUAUUUUUGUACAUAAUAAUAGUGGUCAGAAACGAUGGCCGAAUCUCGCCAGAACUGCUGCUAUACCAGAACAGUAUGUUGCAAGUGCCAAGUAGCAAAGGUAAUGUCUUAGUUUCUGACUUAAAUUGUGUCCACUGUUGUUUGUAAGCAGAAAGCACUAAACAUGUGUAACGUUAGUUGGCAUAGAGCCAGACUUGCCUAACUGGGUUAUCCCAAAGACGUCACUGCCAUUCCAGUGAGAAGGAAUAACGUACAAACGUGCCGUAGUAUGUAAAUGUGAUGUAACUAGCACCCUUCUACUUGACUUCAAGUUCUCCAGACAAGUCAAAGACACCGGGGAUACCUGUCUGUCUUAGACUGGACAUAUGACGUAUGAGUCAUGUCUGUGACGUCAUCUUGUAGUCAAGUGGAAACAGAUCGGAAAUGAACACGCCUUGGCCUUACACAGAAAGAACUGAUUGUACAUUAGCCACCAAACUAGACUUCCGCUAAAGCGUGGCAGCAAGAGACACAACGUUUGUGAAAGUGCAAUUUAUAUUCUAAAUACUCUGUAGAAAUGUCGACUGUUUGCAUAGGGUACUCAGUAUAUGUCUGUUUUACAGUCAUAGAAUGACCUGUCGACGGUUUUGGAACCGUUGCAUUUGUAUCGUAAGUUUUGUAACACUUGAUUGUUCAUGUACAUUCCGGCAUGUCUUAGUGUAUACACACGACCAAGGCAAACUAUUCUCACUGUCUAGGUGCGUAAGAUAACAAAUGUACACUGUGUACUCAGGACAAAGAUUAGAUGAUCUUAUAUUUAUAAAAGAGGCGCUCCUAUGAGAACAAAUGUGAAAACUUUAUAUCUAUAACAGAGGCGCCCCUAUGAGAACAAAUAUGGAACCUUGUUGCAGAGAAUAUUUAUGUGAUAUGUAUAUGACAUUGGCAUUGCUGCAGACAUGGGUCGUACAUGUAUGUGAUGGCUUGCUGCUCCAAGGCCAAGGGAAAAUGAAAGAA
This is a messenger RNA of Branchiostoma floridae (Florida lancelet), 1986 nucleotides long. Its product is annotated as suppressor of cytokine signaling 2-like. Gene Ontology annotation, molecular function: 1-phosphatidylinositol-3-kinase regulator activity. The record is from RefSeq and is a predicted model, not a curated record. Gene Ontology annotation, biological process: intracellular signal transduction; phosphatidylinositol phosphate biosynthetic process. NCBI's taxonomy places the organism in Eukaryota, Metazoa, Chordata, Leptocardii, Amphioxiformes, Branchiostomatidae. The transcript has a single exon. Gene Ontology annotation, cellular component: phosphatidylinositol 3-kinase complex. The coding region runs from base 288 to 926 and encodes 212 amino acids.